Molecule: messenger RNA, 1110 nt
Organism: Echinops telfairi (small Madagascar hedgehog)
Lineage: Eukaryota; Metazoa; Chordata; Mammalia; Afrosoricida; Tenrecidae
Gene: CCN4
Product: cellular communication network factor 4
Exons: 5
Coding region: 1-1110 (369 amino acids)
Biological process (GO): cell adhesion; signal transduction
Cellular component (GO): extracellular matrix; extracellular region
Molecular function (GO): heparin binding; integrin binding
Source: RefSeq, a predicted model, not a curated record
AUGAGGUGGCUCCUGCCCUGGACGCUGGCAGCAGUGACGGUGGUGGCCGCGGUGGGCAGUUCGCUGGCCUCGGCCCCCUCUCCUGCCCCCACAGCCAUGGCCUUCAGCUCUGCUCCACUGGAGGACACGUCCUCACGCCCCCAAUUCUGCAAGUGGCCCUGUGAGUGCCCACCGGCCCCACCCCGCUGCCCGCUGGGGGUCAGCCUCAUCACGGACGGCUGUGAAUGCUGUAAGACAUGUGCCCAGCAGCUCGGGGACAACUGCACAGAGGCGGCCGUCUGUGACCCUCACCGGGGCCUCUACUGUGACUACAGCGGGGACCGCCCGAGGUACGCAAUAGGAGUGUGUGCACAGGUGGUCGGCGUGGGCUGCGUCCUGGACGGCGUGCGCUAUGACAACGGCCAGUCCUUCCGGCUCAACUGCAAGUACAACUGCACGUGCCUGGACGGAGCCCUGGGCUGCUCACCGCUCUGCCUGCGCGCGAGCCCCCCGCGCCUCUGGUGCCGCCGCCCCCGGCGGGUGCGCGUGCCCGGCCGCUGCUGUGAGCACUGGGUGUGCGACGACGACAAGACCACGAAGCCGCGCAGGACCACGCCACGCGACACGGAUGCCCUCGCCGCUGAGAGUGAGGUGGAACCGUGGCACAGGAACUGCGUGGCCUUCACAAGCCCCUGGAGCCCCUGCUCCACCAGCUGCGGCCUGGGGGUCUCCACUCGAAUCUCCAACGCCAACGCCCGGUGCUGGCCAGGGCAGCAGAGCCGGCUCUGCAACCUUCGGCCCUGCGAGGAGGACAUCCGUUCACACAUCAAGGCAGGAAAGAAGUGUCUGGCUGUAUACCAGCCGGAGGUGCCCCGGAACUUCACGCUGGGGGGCUGCGUCAGCACGCGCUCCUACCGGCCCAAGUACUGCGGGGUCUGCACGGACACCAGGUGCUGCGUCCCCUACAAGUCCAAGACCGUCGAAGUCGCCUUCCAGUGUCCGGAUGGGCCCGGCUUCUCCCGCCAGGUCCUAUGGAUCAACGCCUGCUUCUGCAACCUGAGCUGUAGGAACCCCAACGAUAUCUUUCAAGACUUGGGAUCCUACCCAGACUUGUCAGAAAUUGCCAAUUAG